Ahaetulla prasina is the source of this 2105-nucleotide messenger RNA. RefSeq names its product GDP-L-fucose synthase (gene GFUS). The transcript has 15 exons. Gene Ontology annotation, biological process: L-proline biosynthetic process; nucleotide-sugar biosynthetic process. Gene Ontology annotation, molecular function: pyrroline-5-carboxylate reductase activity; GDP-L-fucose synthase activity. Lineage: Eukaryota; Metazoa; Chordata; Lepidosauria; Squamata; Colubridae. The record is from RefSeq and is a predicted model, not a curated record. The coding region runs from base 8 to 1747 and encodes 579 amino acids.
CCGAGGCAUGCCGGGAGUUGAAGUCCGCGCAGACCAGGAAGUGAUCGUGACACCGUGGCUGCGGGGAAAGCGAAGCGCUCCAGCGCUCCUGGAACUCGUAUUGAUGGCUGAGCCAGAAAAGCAGAAACGAAUUCUGGUGACGGGCGGCUCCGGCCUGGUGGGAAAGGCCAUUCAGAAGGUGGUGGCUGACGGGGAGCAGCGGCCGGACGAGAAGUGGAUAUUUGUGUCCUCCAAAGAAGCUGACUUGACGAAUGCCGCGGAGACCGCAGCUCUCUUUGAGAAACACAAGCCCACCCACGUCAUCCACCUGGCAGCCAUAGUCGGGGGUCUCUUCAGGAACCUCAACCACAACUUGGAAUUCUGGAGGAAGAAUAUCCACAUCAACGACAAUGUCUUGCAAGCGGCAUUCGAAUCUGGCGUCCAGAAAGUCGUUUCCUGCCUGUCUACCUGCAUAUUUCCAGACAAGACCACCUACCCUAUUGACGAGACCAUGAUUCACAACGGCCCUCCGCACAGCUCCAACUUCGGGUAUGCAUACGCCAAAAGAAUGAUUGAUGUGCAGAACAGGGCGUACUUCGAACAGCACAGCUGCCACUUCACGGCCACGAUACCCACGAACAUCUUUGGGCCCCACGACAACUUCAGCAUCGAGAACGGACACGUCCUGCCAGGCCUGGUUCACAAAGUGUACCUGGCCAAGAAGAAUGGAACCAACAUCACCGUCUGGGGCACGGGAAAGCCUCGGAGGCAGUUCAUUUAUUCUCUGGACCUGGCUCGGCUGUUCAUUUGGGUGUUAAGGGAGUACAAUGAAAUAGAUCCCAUCAUCUUGUCAGUGGGAGAAGAAGAAGAGGUAUCCAUAAGAGAAGCUGCUGAAUGCAUCGCGAAAGCCAUGGAUUUCAAGGGACAACUUCUGUUUGACGAAUCCAAAUCGGAUGGUCAGUUCAAGAAAACGGCCAGUAAUGCCAAGCUGAGGAGAUAUUUGCCUGACUUCCAGUUCACGCCGUUCGAUCAAGGAGAAGUCCAAGCAGUGAAUAUCCUGGCCAGUGCUCCAUCCAGCAGGAAUCUGGACAAAUUCCAGGGCUUUGCUUGCCGGACGACCCAUCGCAACUCGGAGGUGCUGGAGAAGUGCUCCUUCGUAUUCUUGGCCACGAAGCCCCACAUCCUCCCGGCUGUUCUGCAGGAGAUCAGCCCGGCAGUCACGGCCAGCCACGUCCUCAUUUCCAUGGCUGCUGGAGUCCCCCUCCGGACCCUGGAAGAGCUGCUUCCUGCAGGGACGCGGGUCCUGCGAAUGAUGCCCAAUCUCCCCUGUGAGGUGCGGUCGGGGGCUGUCCUGCUCUCUCGAGGGUCCUCCGUGGGGGAAGAGGAGGUCUCGCUGCUGAAGACCCUGCUGGCCCCGUGCGGCUUAUGCGAAGAGGCCCCAGAGUGCUACAUUGACAUCCACACGGGGCUGAGCGGCAGUGGUGUGGCUUACGCCUACAUGUUCGCAGAAGCCCUGGCGGAAGGUGCGGUGAAGAUGGGAAUGCCCGGCCCGCUGGCCAUCAAGAUUGCAGCUCAGACUUUGCUGGGAGCAGCCAAAAUGUUGCUGGAAACGGGGGACCAUCCCGCUGUUCUUCGGAGCGCCGUUUGCACCCCAGGCGGCACCACCAUCCACGCCUUACACGAGCUGGAAAAGGGCUCCCUGCGAGCUACGGUCAUGAACGCUGUGGAGGCGGCCACCAGCCGGGCUCGUGAACUGGGCAACAGGUAGCAGGUGUGCUUGGAGGAUCAUGGGUACCACGUUUCUUGUGGAAGAAGUCCCUCUGGAUGUGGGCCUCCCUCUUCCGUAUCGGGUCCACAUCCGCAGCUGGAGGAGCAGGGGGCCACGGAUUUCCACCCGAAGGAAAUUGCCAGGACUUUGGCAUGGUGGGUGUUCACGGGCAUUUGCCCAUGGUGAAGGCGGUGCCCCGCUCAUUGUGCACAUUGUCGUUGACGAAAUGCUCUAAUUCUGCAGUGCAGGAGGAUGUCACCAAAUGCAGGCGAUAUCGUGCCCACUUUCAGGUACCCGGUUAUUACGAUCAUUCCAAACUUUUGCCAUUGGCAGAAUAAACCAUGAUGCUGGCUACGAA